Messenger RNA from Penicillium daleae, 1152 nucleotides. Its product is annotated as putative sulfite oxidase. The coding region runs from base 1 to 1152 and encodes 383 amino acids. The transcript is spliced from 3 exons. NCBI's taxonomy places the organism in Eukaryota, Fungi, Ascomycota, Eurotiomycetes, Eurotiales, Aspergillaceae. Gene Ontology annotation, cellular component: mitochondrion. Gene Ontology annotation, molecular function: molybdenum ion binding; oxidoreductase activity. The record is from RefSeq and is a predicted model, not a curated record.
AUGGACAGUUCAGAGAAAAACACGAAAGCUGAGUCUACUGAACAAAAGCCUCUCAACCGGGAACCUUCAGCAAAGACCCUGGUCGAUCAUUUUCUCACUCCACAAAAUACCAGCUACGACCGUAACCAUGGCCCAAUCCCACACAUCAACGGCAAAGGCCACUCCGUCCGCAUCGACGGUCUAGUCAAAAAUCCACUUUCACUCACCUUGAACCAGCUACGUUCCGAAUUCGCUCAACAUGAAGUAACCUGUGUGCUCGAAUGUGCCGGUAACAGGCGCCACACGAUGCGCACACUUAUGAAAGAAGUCCAGGGUAUUGACUGGGGUGACGCGGCGAUCAUGAAUUGCAAAUGGAAGGGACCACGUCUUCGAGAUGUUCUUCUCCAUGCUGGUCUUUCUCUAGAUUCUGCGAGUUCAGAUCGACAGUUUCAUGUAGCGUUUGCGUCUUAUCAGGGAAAGUGUCAAGAUGAUGAUUGGUUCGAGGUUAGUGUUCCGCUGGAGAUAUGUUUGCAGGAAGAGAGGGAGGCUGUCUUAGCACUCGAGGUCAAUGACACCCCUCUGACCAGCAAUCACGGGUACCCAGUGCGAGUUGUUCUUCCCGGUAUCGUGGGUGUCCGAUGGGUAAAAUGGCUCGAUCGUAUCAUAAUUCAAGACCAUGAGUCCCCCAAUGUCUACCAACAACGCGACUACAAAAUCCUCCCUCCGGAUGCAGUCGACAGCGACUCCGCAGAAAAAUAUUGGCAUUGUACUCCACCUAUGUACGAUAUACCGAUCAAUUCUGCGAUCGCGGUUCCCGCCGACGGCGAGGCCGUGACCUUAUCUUCAACCGGUACAGUGGAAGUAAAGGGCUAUGCAAUUCCACAAGGCCCGAACGGGCCAGUAACUCAUGUUCGGGUGUCAGGAGAUGGCGGCGACUCGUGGGUCGACGCGAAGUUAGACGGCUCGGACCAGCAUAUGAAGUGGUGUUGGGUGUUGUGGAUGGCUCAAGUUAGAAUGACACCGGGCGUACCAAGAGAGAUUCUGAGUUGCGCUACGGAUGCAGGGUUUAAUUCACAGGAGUGGGAGCAUUCUCAGUGGACUUUGAGAGGGGUUGGGUAUAGUGGAUAUGGUCGAGCAAGAAACUUGACGGUUGUUGAACGACAAUAUGGAUAG